This is a messenger RNA of Ostertagia ostertagi, 201 nucleotides long. Lineage: Eukaryota; Metazoa; Nematoda; Chromadorea; Rhabditida; Trichostrongylidae. The record is from the annotation of a GenBank genome assembly.
AUGCUUGCCAAACACGGUGGUGGUAUUGUUCUGAGCAAAUCUGCUUUGGAGCAUCCAGAGGAAGUGAGGAGUUCUCUUGAAAGCAUUCUCCACGAUGAAAGCUUCACUAAAAAUGCGAAACGGCUGUCGGAGAUGCUGUUGAAUCAGCCAGUCAGCGCCAAGCAGCUCCUCAUCAAACAUAGCGAAUUUGCCGCCAGGUGA